This is a messenger RNA of Pistacia vera, 741 nucleotides long. RefSeq lists its product as uncharacterized. The record is from RefSeq and is a predicted model, not a curated record. The transcript has a single exon. The coding region runs from base 41 to 523 and encodes 160 amino acids. Lineage: Eukaryota; Viridiplantae; Streptophyta; Magnoliopsida; Sapindales; Anacardiaceae.
CCGCAUCUCAUAGAAAAAGAGUCGUGCCCGUUUCUUGUAUAUGGACACGGCUGAAGAAGAAUCAGCGGCCGUUAUGGGAGAAACAUCCAACUCUCUCCUCCGCAACACGCGCUGCUGUUUUUCUUUCCCGUGUUUCAACUCUCGUCAUUCCUCCAGCGCCGGAUUAUCCUGGUGGGAGCGAAUCCAAUUACAGAACCACUGGUGGACCCCGGCGGUUACUGCCUUUCAAAGAGUGCGAGAGUGGUCAGAGAUCGUGGCCGGGCCUAGGUGGAAGACUUUCAUCCGGAGAUUCAACAGAAACAGAAGUAAUAACAGCAGUUCACAUCAUGCUCCUGGAAAAUUCCAGUAUGACCCUUUGAGUUAUUCACUCAACUUCGAAGAGCACUGUAAUUUCGACCACGACGAUGAUUUCAGCGGCUUCCGGGAUUUCUCGUCGCGGUACGCUUCGAGUAAAUCGCCAGCGGCGGCGGCGGCCACGACUGUAGUGGAUGUUAGAGGGAAGGAUGUGGCGGCGUUGGCGUGAAAAGCUGCGUCAGUUGAAGACAUGAGCUGUACCGUUGAGUUGGUGUCGUUUUGUUUGUUAGUUAAAUAGUCGUAUUUUUGGCAUUUAAUUAAAUAUUAUUAGUGGUGUAAAGAUACAGGAUGUCAUGGCGUGUAGAUGUCUAUAAAGUUUGGUGUUGAUAUUUUUCGGUUGUUUCUUGUGGGAAUAAAGGUAUCUGGAUAACAUAUCUGGAUUUAUUA